AUGAACGGCCAUCGCAAAUUAACUCUUUACGAAUAUCAAACAAAAUUAAGGCAAAUCCAAGAACACAGAAGUCCCAAGUCGAAUAAAUUUCAUACUCCCUAAUAAAAGGUUAAUUUUGGUUCCCCGAAAACGCAAAUUGUUUCCAAAAAACAAGAGCAAAGACUAUUUUCGGAUAGAUCCACAUCUACAUAUUAAAAUUUAAAUCUUCCUUUCUCAUCUAAAAUACCCAAGUUUUCUAAACUACAAUCUUUGGAUGAAGAGUCUAAACAAUCUGAAACUUUGAUCAAACAUCAGAUAGUUGAAUAGAAAAGUUCGAAAUAAGAGGGGAUAGACAAAUUAAGGAUACAAUUGAAUGAACAAUUUUUAAAAGAAAGCUCCUGUAACAGAGCAGGAGCUUGUCUUUAAUUUCUUGAACCUACUCUUGUUCAUAAUCUAUGUAAUAAUAUGAAAUAAAUUUUAGUAAACCUAUCACCUAAGGUUAAAAUAAAUUCAGGCCUUCGUGCAUCUAUUUCAUCAAAAGAUUUGAAUGGUAACACAGCUCUACAUUUUGCAGCCAGAAAUGGAAACACUCAUCUUGUUCAAGCUCUAUUAUACAAAGAAAUUCAAAUAGAUGAAUAGAAUGAGGAUAAAAUGACACCAUUACUUUUAAGUGCUUAUUAGUACUAAUUUAUAUAUUAACAUAGUGGAAAAUUAGAAACUUUAUAAAUAUUAGUCAAUGUUGGUGCUAACAUUAAUCAUCAAGAUAUUCAUGGAAACUCUGCUCUUCAUUAUGCUUGUAAGUUUAAUUUUAAAUCUAUUGUGUAAUUCUUACUCUAAAAAGAGAGUGUUGUCCUAUUAAAAAAUUUAGAUUAAAAGUAUCCAGAUUAUUAUAUUGAAGAUUCAGAAAUUGCUCAAAUAUUCAAAGAUUAUUUAGAGUAAUCAAAAAGUAAUUAUAUUAUUUAUAUUUUAUAGAAAAACAAACUAAAGAAGUUACAAUUCAAACAAUAUAAACAGAAACAAUAUUAAAAAUGUUUUAAAGAAAAAAUGUAAAAUAAAUAAAAAAUUUAAUUAAAACAAGUAAGUCAUAAAACAAUCUGGAUAAAAUUUAGGAGUCAUCUCCUAAAGUAAAACAAUUAUAAACUAAAUUACAAUAACUUGAAUAAUUUAAAACUUAGAUGUAAGGAUUAAAAAGGUAAACAACUUUCUCAACUAAUUAUUCUGAAUCUUGUAAAAAUUUGAAAGAUGAAGAGGAAACAUCUUUAUCUUAAUUUUAGAUAUUAGGUUUAAUUGGUAAAGGUAGUUUUGGUCAAGUAUAUCUUGUAAAAAGAUUAAACUAAUUUUAUGCUAUGAAAGUUUUAGAUAAAACAAUGAUUUUAAGUAAAUAUAAAUAAAUAAUUUAGAACAUAAUUUAUUUCGUUAUGCAUAAACAGAAAGAAAUGUAUUAUCAGUAACUUCUCAUCCUUUUAUAGUAAAGUUAAGAUAUGCUUUUUAAACAUCAGAUAAAUUAAUUAUGAUUUUAGACUUUUGUCCUGGAGGAGAUAUGGGAUAACUUUUGGAAGAGAAAAAAAGACUUCCAGAGGAAUUAGUAAAAAAUUACAUUUGUGAAGUGAUUUUAGCUUUGGAAGAUUUACAUUAAAGAGAUAUCAUUUAUAGAGAUUUAAAACCAGAAAAUAUAGUAAUUGAUGCUGAUGGACAUGCUAUGCUAACUGAUUUUGGACUUUCAAAAGAAGGAAUAUUUGAUGCUAAUUAAGGAGCAAAAUCAUUUUGUGGAUCUGUUGCUUAUUUAGCACCGGAAAUGCUUAAAAGAUAAGGUCAUGGAAAAGCUGUUGACUGGUAUUUACUUGGAGUAGUCAUGUAUGAACUUUUAGUUGGAGUACCACCUUAUUAUGAUAAUGAAAAAGAAUAGCUUUUUCAUAAUAUAGAAAAUGCUAUUCUCAAAAUCCCUUCGUAUAUAUCAUCUGAAGGUAGAAACUUGAUUAAAUCAGUAAUUAUUAUAUUCAUAUUUAAUAGCUUCUUCAAAGAAAUCCUAUCAAAAGAUUAGGAUCAGGAGUAGGUGAUUCUAAGGAAAUCAAGUAACAUCCUUAUUUUUCAGAUGUUGAUUGGGUUAAGGUUAAAAAUAAAGAAUUGGAACUUCCUAAACCAACAAGAAAGAUUAGAAUAGAUACAUAAGCUAGUCACAAUCUUUUUUAACCUGAACAUUUGGAACUAUCAUCUCAUGUUAAUGGUUGGUCCUAUGUUCAUACAGAAUUUUGA
Molecule: messenger RNA, 2232 nt
Organism: Paramecium sonneborni
Lineage: Eukaryota; Ciliophora; Oligohymenophorea; Peniculida; Parameciidae
Source: the annotation of a GenBank genome assembly